UCUCAGUUUCAGUCAGUCGGCGAGAUGAUAAAGUUCUUUACAGUGGAACUGCUGGUUCUGCUGGCCAGUUCAUCGGUUUUCUCCAUCGAAGUGGACACCGAACUGGGACGAGUGCGGGGAUCGAAUUUGACCUCCAGAUUGGGAUUGCCGUUCCAUGCCUUUCGUGGCAUUCGCUAUGCAGAGCCGCCUUUGGGGAACUUACGGUUUGUGAAUCCCCAGCCUGUGAAAUCCUGGUCUCCAACGACUUUUGAUGCCACCGAAGAUGGACCGAUGUGCCCUCAACCGUGGGACAAUAUGACCGAUGUUUCCGAGGACUGUUUGCGGCUGAAUGUGUAUACGAAGGAUUUGAAAGGUCGCCGACCAGUGAUCGUCUUUCUGCAUCCCGGCGGCUUUUAUGUGUUCUCGGGGCAAAGUAAAUAUUUGGCCGGUCCCGAACAUUUAAUGGAUCGCGAUUGUGUGCUGGUCUCGCUGAAUUACCGGCUGGGUAGCUUGGGCUUCCUGGCCACCGGAACCAAGGAAGCUCCGGGCAAUGCAGGACUCAAGGAUCAGGUUUUGGCAUUGCGAUGGAUUCAGAAGCAUAUCCACCGUUUUGGUGGUGACCCCGGAAGUGUGACCCUUUUGGGCUAUAGUGCGGGUAGUAUCAGCGUAGCUCUGCACAUGCUAUCCCCCAUGUCGAGGGGUCUAUUUCAUCGCGGCAUUUGUAUGAGUGCCUCACCAUAUGGACCAGUUCCCUUUAAAAGCAAUGACCUUUUAUUGGCCCAACGACAGGCUAGACUAUUGAAGUGCCCCCAAGAAUCAGUCAAGAAAAUGGUGGAGUGUAUGAGACAAAAACCCUACUUGGAUUAUGUGAGUACCUACAACGGCAUGUUUGAGUUUGGCUGGAAUCCCGUGCUCAACUGGAGGAUAGUAGUUGAAGAGGACUUUGGGCAGGAGCGUUACCUAAUCGAGAGUCCCUUCAAAACAGCUCGACGUGGCGACUUCCACAAGGUGCCCCUCAUCACUGGCAUUACGGAGUUUGAAUUCCUUUCUGGAGCAUUUUUUGAUUUGCGGAAUGAGAGCAUUGUGAGCAAAUACAACCAGGACUGGGAACACUUUGCUUCAAUUGCCCUGCUUUUGGAUCGUAACUCUACCCACUCACAAAAUGCCAGUCGAGUUUUGAGGGAUUAUUAUAUGCCAGAGAGUAGGGACAAGCUGGAAUAUCCGAAGUCCCUCAAGGGAAUGGGAGAACUCCUUAGCGAUGCCCUGAUUGGAGUGUCCUUCAAUCGUUUUCUUCGCAUAAUGGCCCCCCACACACCCAUUUACACCUAUCUGUUUCGGUAUAAGGGUAGAUAUAGUUUCUUGAAAAAUCCCGAUAAUCAAGAAGCAAUGGGUCCCGUUCACCAUGAUGAGCUCUUAUACUUAUUCCAUGUGGGUCUUUUGAGUCCUCUAUUAAAACGAGAGGACCCUGAGAACUUUAUAAUUGAGCGUUUGACGCGUAUGUGGAUUGAGUUUGCUCAAAAGGGUGAUCCCCACAACAAGAACGAUGAGUACCUGAAAGAUCUUAACUGGCCACUUCACAACUCUCACGAUCAAGCUUAUUUGGAAAUCGGUAACAAUCUUACGGCAAAAACUGGUGGCUUCUUUCUAGAGCGAUAUAAAAUCUGGGAAGAAUUAUUUCCUCUGUCAAGCUUUUCUUAGAAGUUUUCCUGCAUAUUUAAUCGCAUUUCCUUAUAUAAUCAAAAUUAACUUUAUAUAUAUAUUCCUUAUUUUUAUUAGUGGAUAUUUCUACAAAAUUCCAAACCCUACUAAACUUAAAGUUAUUCCGCAAUAAAACAAAUAUUCCUUGAAAACA
Molecule: messenger RNA, 1831 nt
Organism: Drosophila rhopaloa
Lineage: Eukaryota; Metazoa; Arthropoda; Insecta; Diptera; Drosophilidae
Product: juvenile hormone esterase
Exons: 4
Coding region: 25-1677 (550 amino acids)
Source: RefSeq, a predicted model, not a curated record